AUGGCCGACAUCAACGGAAAGGGGCCGGCGGAUGGCCCCGCCACCGAUCUCCCCACCGACGCCGACAAGCGGCCCGCCUCCAUUACCUCCGCUCCGACGGAAUCGUCGCCGGACCACCUACCGAAGAAGCAGCCUAUGUCUGGCGCUGAUGUCGCUCUGGAGCUUCUCAACGAGACCGGCCCUCUGGGCCACGCCGUCGAUCCAGAGCUCAAUCGCAGGCUCAAGCGCCGCAUAGACACUCACAUCAUGCCGCUCAUCUGCAUUGUGUACUUCCUCCAAUACAUCGACAAGACCGCCAUUUCCUACGCCAGCGUUACUGGCAUUCAACAAGACACCGGCCUUCACGGCAACCAGUUUAACUGGGUCGCAUCCAUCUUCUUCUUCGGUCAAUUGGCUUUCGAGUUCCCGACGAUCCGUCUCAUUCAGAUGUUUCCUUUGGCCAAAUACACAUCAAUCAACAUCAUGCUUUGGGGUCUGGUUCUCGCGUGCCUUGCUGCGUGCAAGAGUUACGCCGGUCUGCUCGUCUGUCGCCUUCUCCUCGGAGUGUUUGAAGCUGCCGUGGUACCUGCGUGGGUCCUAUUUACCUCGCAAUGGUACACGAAAUAA
Messenger RNA from Colletotrichum chrysophilum, 606 nucleotides. RefSeq lists its product as uncharacterized. The transcript has a single exon. Gene Ontology annotation, biological process: transmembrane transport; allantoate transport; dipeptide transport. Gene Ontology annotation, molecular function: allantoate transmembrane transporter activity; dipeptide transmembrane transporter activity. Gene Ontology annotation, cellular component: plasma membrane. The coding region runs from base 1 to 606 and encodes 201 amino acids. NCBI's taxonomy places the organism in Eukaryota, Fungi, Ascomycota, Sordariomycetes, Glomerellales, Glomerellaceae. The record is from RefSeq and is a predicted model, not a curated record.